AUGUACGCAUCGCCCACACCCGCCAGUGACCCCUCCCUCCGCGUCCGCCGCGCCAUCACGGCCAACGACCCCCUCCUCGUCAAGCGCAUCCUCAAAUCCCACCCGGGCCUCCUCCACAACCCCGACUCCUCCCCGCUCGGCCUCUCCAACUCGAACCUCCACCUCGCCGCCUCCCUCGGCCACCUGCCCAUCUGCCGCGUCCUCCUCGACGCCGGCCACGAAGACCCCGACCCGGCCCUCAACGAGUCGCACCAGACCGCCCUCAUGCUCGCCGCUACCGCCGGCCACACCGACGUCGUCCACUUCCUCUGCGAGCGCACCCCGCACGUCAUCCUGCGCCGCGACAUCCGCUGGCGCGACGCCAUCAUGGAGGCCUCCCGCGGCGGCCACGACACGGUCCUGCAGAUCCUGCUGACCUACGUCCCCAGCGGCGCGCGCGACGCCGUGAAGAGGGCGGAUUUGGACGGCAACACGGCGCUGCACUUUGCGAGUGGGAACGGGAACCUGUUGGUGCUGAGGACGCUGCUGGCUGCCGGCGCGGAUGCGGAGAGGCGGAACAUGUGGAGCUGGACGGCGAUGAGUUACAGCGCGACGGUGCAGGCGGAGGUGUACCUCAAGGGCUUGGUCACGGAGGUGGAGAGGCGGAAGAUGGUCAGGCGAGAGGUAGAGGAGCUGAAGAAGGCGGGCGGCGUGAGGGUUGUUGAGGAGGAUGUCGAGGUGGAGGAUUGA
Colletotrichum gloeosporioides is the source of this 729-nucleotide messenger RNA. RefSeq lists its product as uncharacterized. Gene Ontology annotation, molecular function: protein binding. The record is from RefSeq and is a predicted model, not a curated record. Bases 1 to 729 code for a protein of 242 amino acids. Lineage: Eukaryota; Fungi; Ascomycota; Sordariomycetes; Glomerellales; Glomerellaceae. The transcript is spliced from 2 exons.